CGUGCUAUCUGUCGCGGUUUGCCUAAGCUGCAGCCAGACCUGUCACACGGUAGCUUCAUUGAAAUUAAAUUUGUGAAACGCUGCAGCAGAACAAAAUAAUGGCAGACGAGGAGAAGUUACCGCCGGGGUGGGAGAAAAGAAUGAGUCGCAAUUCAGGCAAAGUAUACUACUUCAACCACAAAACCAAUAGCAGCCAGUGGGAGCGUCCGGUGGGAGAUGGCCGCGGAGAGCCAGACAAGGUACGCUGCUCUCACCUGCUCGUGAAACAUAAUCAGUCACGUCGUCCAUCUUCUUGGCGGGAACAGAUUAUCACACGAACUAAAGACGAGGCCCUGGAGCUCAUUCAGAAGUACAUAGAAGAGAUCAAGUCUGGAGAGGACAAGUUUGAGUCUCUGGCUUCACAGUUCAGCGACUGCAGCUCAGCUAAGAACGGUGGCGAUCUGGGAUUAUUUGGCAGAGGUCAAAUGCAGAAGCCUUUUGAAGAUGCCUCCUUUGCUCUCAAAGUGGGAGACAUGAGCGGUCCUGUUUUUACUGACUCUGGAGUCCACAUCAUCCUUCGUACUGGUUGAAAGGAAGAAGCCACACACUGUACUCUCCGCUUAUGUCUUCACUCACACACACAUACACACACACACACACAUACACACACACACACACACACACACACACACACACACACACACACAUGCGUACACAGUCCAACCCAACCAGACCUGAAUUUAUUUUAAUGACACGCAGCACCCAAUAAACAAAGCUUAUGAGCUGAAUUGCGUUAUUUUAAGUGGGAUCAUUUUAUUCCAAGCACUAUUUAACGUGUAUGAAUACUGAAAUCACACUGAACAUUAAAGAGUAUUGCAGAUUUUUCCUGUUAGACCUCAAGCUUUUAUUAACCGUGGCGAUGCCAUCACGUAGAAACAUGAGUGCCUGUGAAUCUGUUGGAGUGGAAACAGUUUCACACGAAGAGCAAAGUUUGAGAAUGCGUCUAUAAAAGCUUGUUUUUGUAUGUGCAUGUCUUCAGAAGGACCAUUUACUGUAUGUUUCCCUGCAACCUUUAUCAUUUCUGCUGUAUGUGUGCCAAAGCAGAUACUCCAUCUGGUUUUGGAAAAUGGAAGUUUAAAAGGCUUUUCGAGCAAUUACUGACAGCUAAAGUUAAAGAAAGCACCGCUGUUCUGAGUUCUCUGUGUUUAGCUCUGAUUUCAUGGGAUGGUCGUUUGCAGAUAUCCAGUAACAUAGAAUCAUUUGUUUUCAUAAUACACUUUAUAAAGUGCAUGUUUCCCUUUCCAUAGGAUAUGCAAAGAUGGCACGGAUAAAAAACUUCCAGGUUUUAACAAUCAGCUCUGCAGCUUUUAAAAGCAUCAAAGUUCAGAUGAACUAUUACACUGUUGUGUGAUCUGAGUUUUUCUUUCGUCAAUAAAAAUCUCCUUUUUUUUUUGUA
Plectropomus leopardus (leopard coralgrouper) is the source of this 1435-nucleotide messenger RNA. RefSeq names its product peptidylprolyl cis/trans isomerase, NIMA-interacting 1 (gene pin1). The record is from RefSeq and is a predicted model, not a curated record. Gene Ontology annotation, cellular component: cytosol; nucleus. Gene Ontology annotation, molecular function: protein binding; peptidyl-prolyl cis-trans isomerase activity. NCBI's taxonomy places the organism in Eukaryota, Metazoa, Chordata, Actinopteri, Perciformes, Serranidae.